AUGUCCAAUACAGCCAUGAAGUGGUUCCUUCAUGUCCUGAUUUACUUUGCGAUAACCAAACUAGCUCUGAGCGGGCCAGAUACUCCAAUACUUCGUCCUGAGGUUGGUGAUGACGAAGGGCCUCACCCAGAGCCACCUGAGCAACUCGAAUCACCAGGAACGUUCCAGUCUGACAUGCUACUGACUCAUCAACAAGCGGAGGACAUCGUCACUAGCGUUAAAGGAAUGAUGGCCCUCCAAAAACGAAGAGCGGUACGCACUGGUUACUGGCCUGACGCUAAAAUCAUCUACCAAAUCGAUGAAAACUUCGGAGCUACAAUGGUUACCAAGAUUAAUGAAGCUAUGGAAUGGUGGCGUCAAGACACGUGUGUCACUUUUGAAGAGUACGUACCGUCAAGCACCCCCGAUUCGGAUCAUCGUGUGGUCUUCAAAAAGGGCUAUAACGGAUGUUACUCUGAUGUAGGGAUGAUUGAUGACUUUCCACAACACAUCCAUCUGCAGGAAGAUACAUGCGAUGUGACAGGAACGAUAGCGCACGAGAUUGGCCACACUGCGGGUUGGUGGCACGAACAUGCCAGGAUUGAUAGAGAGCUGUACGUCACAAUCCGUUACGAGAACAUCCAGGACGGCAAGGAGAAACAGUUCGUUAUGCAUGAGAGUGAAUCCUAUGGCGUCCCGUAUGACACAGAGUCUAUCAUGCACUACGCAUCAACGUAUUACUCCAAAAACGACUUUGUGACGAUUGAGCCUCACAAACCACUGGAAGCAUUCAAAAUGGGAAAUCGAAAAUACUUCACUUUCUUCGACAAGAAACUGGCUAACCUCAUGUACAAUUGUUCUGGUGUGUGUACAGAAGACCUGCAAUGCGAAAAUGACGGCUACGUUGGUCAAGAUUGCAUUUGUCACUGUAAACUGGGUUACAGUGGAGAGAACUGUGAGCUGUACACUGCAAGAGAUGAAGAUGAUCCUUGCUACAAGGAAUUUGAAGCUAAAUUUGACAGCGAUCAACAGCUGAACUCACCCGGGACUCCACUACCUUACGAGCCCAUGCUUUAUUGCCCCUGGUUGAUUACGGCCCCUGAAGGGUCUACCGUUAUUUUAACAUUUCUCUUUCUUGACACUGAGGGCGGUAGCUGUAAGAGCGACUAUGUCAAAGUACGAAGCGGUACUGAUAUUUUCUACGGUGGGGACAGUUACUGUGGUCAAACUCUGCCUGAACCCAUCGAGUCUGUAGGAAAUCAAAUGAUAGUAAUUUUCAAAUCGGAUGGAAGCAUUCAAGGCAGAGGAUUCAGGGCACAGUAUAGAGCCAAUCCUGCAAAGACCAUACCAACUACACCUGAGGCAACCACCCCCGAGGCAACCACCCCCAAGGCAACCACAGAGGCAACCACCCCUCCCGAGGAGCCUACCACGCAGCUUCCAGCUACCGACAAGCCGAUUGUACCUAAAUGUGGAGACGUUGAAGGGUCGUGUGGUGGGGUUUUCAACGUAGAUUCUGGCUGUAUUGCAUCACCGAAUUUCGGAAAUGGCGAGUACAAUAACAACGAAGAAUGUGUUUAUCGUAUCACAGUCGAUUCUGGUAAACGUGUUGAGUUGAGACUAGAGAAACUUGAUGUGGAGUACCAGGAUGAGUGCACGUGGGACAGAGUGGUGGUCAUUCCAGGACAAACUCAUGGCUCUGUCAGGGUUUGUGGAGAAUCCGUUCCGGAAGGAAGUUUUGUAUCACUUGACAACACCAUGACGGUGAAGAUGAUCAGUGACGCACUUAAGACUCAAGGUGGAUUUUCAGCAAGCUUCCAGGGGAUUACCGUGGAUUAAAAGGAUGAGGAACAAGAACUAAUCCAUGUUCAGGACGACGGAACGGCGGCGACCAAUGU
Molecule: messenger RNA, 1877 nt
Organism: Patiria miniata (bat star)
Lineage: Eukaryota; Metazoa; Echinodermata; Asteroidea; Valvatida; Asterinidae
Product: protein SpAN-like
Exons: 13
Coding region: 1-1818 (605 amino acids)
Biological process (GO): proteolysis
Molecular function (GO): zinc ion binding; metalloendopeptidase activity
Source: RefSeq, a predicted model, not a curated record